This is a messenger RNA of Myxocyprinus asiaticus (Chinese sucker), 1713 nucleotides long. RefSeq names its product carbohydrate sulfotransferase 3-like. Bases 332 to 1609 code for a protein of 425 amino acids. The transcript has 4 exons. NCBI's taxonomy places the organism in Eukaryota, Metazoa, Chordata, Actinopteri, Cypriniformes, Catostomidae. Gene Ontology annotation, cellular component: Golgi membrane. The record is from RefSeq and is a predicted model, not a curated record. Gene Ontology annotation, biological process: carbohydrate metabolic process; N-acetylglucosamine metabolic process. Gene Ontology annotation, molecular function: N-acetylglucosamine 6-O-sulfotransferase activity; chondroitin 6-sulfotransferase activity.
CCGAGAAAUGGACACGUUUUCCAACACGAUGCCAAAGAGGACAGAGCAAAUGGAGAUAACUUUAUAAAUUUUUCUGUAACACUGUGAGACUUUAGAAAUGACUUUGGGACCCUUCGAAUUCACUUCGGAGUCUUCAAAUAGGCUACGCAAAGGAACAAUGUGUACCAGACUCGACCAUUCAGGAUGCUCCGGAUGAGCCACUGGAGACCCGUUUAGUCUGUAAGAUUAAUUUUACACCCAGGUUUUGACAUGAGAUGAAUCCAAAACUCUUGGCAGCAGCGACUUAUUAGCAGUCCAUGGAAGCAUUUUUUUAAUACAAGUUAAUUUGAGAAUGAGGAACAAGUAUGCAGUCAUCCUUAUCUGCAUUGUGGCACUUGUCAUCAUUGAAAAGGAAAACAACAUUAUUUCAAGGGUCUCAGAUAAGCUGACAAUCCGACGAACAACACAGACUCUGGAGCCUCCGGUGCUCUACAAUGCUUCCAAUGCGCUAGUCGUAAUGGAGGGCAACAGUUCCAAUCCAGAGGAGAUGUAUGCUGAGAAUGGCACUCAGUUAUUAAGGGCAGGUCAGAAGCACAUCCUUUUGAUGGCUACAACUCGUACAGGUUCCUCCUUCGUGGGCGAGUUUUUCAACCAACAGGGUGCCAACAUGUUUUACCUCUUUGAGCCACUAUGGCAUGUGGAGAAAAUGUUAGCGAUUGGCACGAGUGGCACUAAUACUAGUGCAGCUGUUUGGGUGUACAGGGAUGUCCUGCAGCAUCUCUUCUUGUGUAACUUCUCCAUGUUGGAGCGCUUCAUCAGUCCUCCUCCUCAGGAUCAUGUUACCCCUGCCCUUUUCCGUAGGGAGUCCAGUAUAGCCCUGUGCGAGGAGCAAGUCUGCACUCCUGUCAUCAAAGAGGUUUUUGAGAGGUACCACUGCAAGAUAAGGCGGUGUGGACCGCUCAAUCUGACCUUGGCGUCUGAGGUCUGCCAUGCAAAAAAGCACAGAACAAUCAAAUCUGUGAGGGUCCAGCAGCUGGAUACGCUUCGUUCCCUAGUGGAGGACCCUCGAUUGGAAAUCAAACUCAUACAGCUGGUGAGGGACCCGCGAGCCAUCCUGGCAUCAAGGAUGGUGGCUUUUGCCAGUAAGUAUCAGAACUGGAAAAGUUGGGCUGUGAAUGGAGAUGUGCCUAUCGAGGAUGAGGAGAUGAAACGCCUAGAAGGAAACUGUAACAACAUCCGCAUGUCCGCAGAGCUGGGCUUGAGUCAGCCUAAAUGGCUGGAAAACCGUUACAUGCUUGUACGUUACGAGGAUAUCGCCAGGUAUCCCAUGCAGAAAGCAGCUGAAAUGUACAAUUUCACAGGGAUUCCAUUCACGACACAAGCAAGGGACUGGAUCCUUAAGAACACACAUGCUUCAACUGAGGCCAGUGGUGUGUUUUCUACCCAAAAAAACUCCUCAGAACAGGUGGAAAAAUGGCGGUUUAGUAUACCGUUCAAACUAGCCCAAGUAGUACAGCAAGUUUGUGGACCAACCAUGAAGCUUUUUGGGUAUAGAUUUAUAGACAAUGAACAGAUGUUGAUAAACAGAUCUUUUAGUUUGCUUGAAGAGAAAGAAUUUAAUUGGUCAUAGAUUCAAAGGUUUUUUUUUUUAUUUUUUUUUUUUUGUAACUUUUUAUAGAUACAUUUUAAAAUGUGAAAGGUUUUGUAAAAAAAAAAAAAAAAAAAGAGAACGUG